Haliaeetus leucocephalus (bald eagle) is the source of this 1089-nucleotide messenger RNA. It is a transcript of the gene IGFBP4, whose product is annotated as insulin-like growth factor binding protein 4. Gene Ontology annotation, molecular function: insulin-like growth factor II binding; insulin-like growth factor I binding. Gene Ontology annotation, biological process: regulation of insulin-like growth factor receptor signaling pathway. Gene Ontology annotation, cellular component: extracellular region. The transcript is spliced from 6 exons. The coding region runs from base 1 to 1089 and encodes 362 amino acids. The record is from RefSeq and is a predicted model, not a curated record. Lineage: Eukaryota; Metazoa; Chordata; Aves; Accipitriformes; Accipitridae.
AUGGAGAGUAAAACCAGCGAGGACGAGAGUGGAGGAAGGGGCUGGCUGAGAGCAAGGGGCAUCAGCUGUGGCGAGAGCAGCUGGGUGCUCCAUGGGGUCUGCCUGGUCACUGGUGCCUGGCGCCGGGAGGGGAUGGAGACCAGCUCAUGGUGCCGCAAUGGGCCGGGCUGGCUCCUCGUGUCCCGCAGGGUGAAGGUCACCUUCCUGACAGGCUGCACCGUCUCCCCGUUGGUGCUGGCAGCGGGGGAUGGUUGUGGUCAUCUCAUCAGUCUUUGUGGAGCCUGGGGUGGCGGAUUUGCUGGCCUUGACCAGGGCCAGUGUGGUGACGCGGCCAGCACCCAGACGCUGCUGUGGCGGGCGGCGGCGGCGGGACCGGGCGGCGGCGAGGAAGCGAUCCAGUGCCCGCCGUGCUCGGAGGAGCGGCUGGCUCGUUGCAAAGCACCGCAGGGUUGCGCCGAGCUGGUGCGGGAACCGGGCUGCGGUUGCUGCGCGACCUGCGCCCUCGGCCGCGGUACCCCCUGCGGCGUUUACACCGCCCGCUGCGGCGCCGGGCUCCGGUGUUACCCGCCCCGCGGCGUACCGAGGCCCCUGCACACCCUCAUGCACGGCCAGGGGGUCUGCACGGACCUGGCCGACGUCGAGGCCAUCCAGGAAAGCCUCCAGCCCCCAGAGAAGGAGGAGGUCGACCACCCCAACAACAGCUUCAGCCCCUGCAGCAUCCACGACCGCAAGUGCCUGCAGAAGCAGCAGGCGAAGCGGGUCAACAACGGCAACAAGAUGCGCAACAGUGGGAGCCCGUACCACCGCGAGGAGACGCGGCCCAUAGCACAGGGCUCGUGCCAGAGCGAGCUGCACCGGGCGCUGGAAAGGCUGGCCGCCUCGCAGACCCGCACGCACGAGGACCUGUACGUCAUCCCCAUCCCCAACUGCGACCGCAAUGGCAACUUCCACCCCAAGCAGUGUCACCCGGCGCUGGAUGGGCAGCGGGGCAAGUGCUGGUGCGUGGACCGCAAGACGGGGGUGAAGCUGCCGGGUUUCCUGGAGCUGAAGGGGGACUUGGACUGUCACCAGCUGGCGGAUAGCAUGUGA